AUGGGGUGCCUCGAUCGAAACGACCUUCACCCGGGCCAUAACAGAACCAGUGAUGUCCAGAGUGGAGUUAUUCGCCGCGAGGACCCCAGGAGUGGAGGGGGUCAGCCAUGGAAGAUUUGUGACGGCGGGGAACUUGGGUUGACUAUGGACACUGCCGCCCCCGUGUCAAUGAGGAUGGUGGACUUAUGUGACUCUAUGUAA
Mesocestoides corti is the source of this 201-nucleotide messenger RNA. The record is from the annotation of a GenBank genome assembly. Lineage: Eukaryota; Metazoa; Platyhelminthes; Cestoda; Cyclophyllidea; Mesocestoididae.